AAUAUCGUAUUUCCAAUCAUCAAAAACCUUUAACAGAUUUUUCAAGCUCAGCGGAUAAGGUAUAAAUUAUAUAUUACUUCUGGAAGAAUCCAACCCUACCCAUGCAUUUGAACUUAAAAAAAAAAAGGAAAAAAAAAAUAUCCACGGCCGCCUUUGACGCCGGAUUUGGAGAGGACCGCCUUGGGCGGAACCUGCGGGGCGGCGGAGAAUGGGAGGGAAGAGCGUCAGCGUGUAGGAUAGAAAUAGAAAGGAUAUUUGAAGAUUUUUUGGAGGUUUAAAGAAGAAAGUUGCAACUAUACGAUAAGUUAAUAUGCGGAUCCUGAUCGAGAUUUUGCAGGUGUUAAAUUUAGAAGAAACAUGGGCAGGCUAAGCGAUCCAGGUCAAAGUUUUAAGUAAAAAUUUCUCUUUCCUUUCGGGCAGCACGCAGCAGAGGAGGAAUCUAUACUCUAGGCACAGAUUCAGAUUAGAAGCAAUCUAAUCUCCUUCCAGCCUCAUCAUUAAUAUACAAUUUCCCCAAAUUUCCAUUCCAGAUGGUUUUGGCGGCAAAUGCUCGUUCUUCGCCCCUGCAUACGCGAUGUUGUGCUUAUUUCCCACCAAAUUUCCGCAAUUUUUUUGGCCGGCGAGUCUCUUUUAGGGCUAACUAAAUUAACCAGGGCCGCUACUUUCAUUGUUAUAAUUAGAAAGAACAGGAGGAGUACGCCAUCCUGGGUACUGCAAUUGGGAAUUGGGAUGCAAAAGCUGGAAAGAAAAAGGGCGAAGAAAGAGAAGUAUGGAGUGGAGGAGGAGCAUACCCGAAAACCCAGAGAGGAAUGGACGCCAUUGAUUAUGCUUACGGGAUUGGAGGUGGAUGGAGAAGACAGAAGAGGUUCUUCGCUAUGUCUAUGUCUAUAUCUCUCUCGCUGUUGUGUGUCUCGGAAAGAGGGAAAAAGGAAAGUGCGCAAACUGAAGGCUGAAGCGAAGUGCGUUAAGGCUCUAUUGAUGACACGUGGCGAGAAUCCAGUGGUUUGGAUUCCUGGGAGGCUUGGCUUCAACAGCAACAACAGCAACAACCCAAAACCCAACACCAACGUAUACACCCACAAUCACAAUCUCUCUCUUCUGCCAUGUCAGAGUGUAACCCCGUCCUAUGACCCCGGCGAAUCCGUAUUUGUGUGCUUCUCUUUCUAAAAACUCUCUCUCUCUAUUUAUUCAUCUGUCUCCCACAUCUGUCUCUUUCAUUCUCAUCUUUCUCUCUCUCAUCCCCAACGCCAACUCUCCGAGCCCUAACUCUCGAACCUGCUUCUCCCCCCUUUUACUCUCUUCCCGCCCUUAAUCACAUAUUAUCAUGCUCUGUAUUCCCUAUUGAUCCACAGACCCAGGGUUAAGGUAUGAAGGAGGAUGAAUCAUCGAGUAGUAAAGUUAUUAGCAGAAAUUGGGUCAUGAAACGCAAAAGGAGAAAGCUUCCUUCUGCUACUGAUCUUCCCAGCAAAAGGGAAGACGGGUCACUUGUGAUUGAAUCCCCUAGAAGUAUUUCUUUGGCUAAAGGGAAGGUGAAGAGUGAGGUACAUGGUGAACAGUUUUCAUCCAAGAAGAAGGGAAAUGAUGGGUAUUUCUUUGAAUGCGUGGUCUGUGAUCUUGGUGGAAACUUGUUAUGCUGUGACAGUUGUCCAAGGACCUACCAUCUUCAGUGCCUUAAUCCACCCCUUAAGCGGAUCCCCAUGGGGAAGUGGCAUUGUCCAAGCUGCGAACAGAAGACUGAUUUGCCGUUAGAACCUACAAGCUAUUUAGACACCAUAUCUAAACGAGCAAGAACAAAAGUUGUCAGUGCAAAAUGUAAAAAUGGAAUCAAGUCCUCUGACACUGAGAAGGUGUCCCGGAUAUUUGGAAGCUCCAUUCUUGCCAAGAAGAGAUCUUCCAACAAGAGAAAAGCAAUCUUAGCUCAAAAAGUAAAGAAUUUUGGAAGGAAAUCAACCACCAGCAAUAUAGAUGUGUCUUGUAAUACCGAACCAAGUCAUCCAUCGGAUGGUAAUACUGUAACAAGCGUUCCUUCUCCUGUCAUCAUCGAUGAUGAAAAGCUGGGCAAUGCAUCUCACUCAGACUCUCACACAGAAGGAAAGUCGGCCCCUGCUGUUACGGAUGAUUUAACUCAUUCUAAAGCUGAAAAUUUAGAGCUAUGUGACGAGGUUCCUGAUAAAAAUCUUGAUAUGCUUGAGAACAAGCUUGGAAUUCCUUGUGAUGAUGCAUCUCCGAGUAAGAACCUUGCUCUUGCAACUAGUGCUGUGGGGAAGGAGCCUAAAAAAAGGAAAAAGAAGACAAAUAAAGAUGUUGAUCAAAAGAAGCAGAGGACUGGAAAGCCAACAUUGGUAGCUAGCUCUUCAAAAAAACUUGGAUGCAAAGUAGAUGCUGCUAGUCCUGGAAAUAGUAAAUCGGUAAGGAAACAUAAACAUGUUGACCAUGAGAUACCUAAUUCCUCCCCGAAAAAAGAGGUUGGGACUAAGAAUUCAGAUCUUGAUGGAAAAGAUGAGAAACAUCUUGAUGAAGACAAAGAUAAGUUGGUCGAGCUUGACAAAGUAGUGAGUCAUUUAGAUGGCAUGUUGAUAUGUGAAAAUGGAUUGGAUGGUGAGACUUUACAGGUUGAUCGAGUUUUAGGAUGCCGUGUUCAAGGUAAUAGCAAGGAAUCUUCAUAUUUACCUGAGAUAGUGGUUAAUGAUCAUCCCCAUGAUCUUUUAAAUCCAGAAAAUGAAGCCAGAGAAACAGGAGAUAAAUCUGCAUUUGAUGAUGUUUUAGAUGUUGGAACAGAAAAUGUCAUGAAGUCUCAUCAGAAUGUAGGUUCAAGUGGUGAUAUGGAAGAAAACUUGAAGAGUGACACGAAGGUAGAUAAAAUACAGGUAUACAGAAGAUCUGUGAAUAAAGAAUCAAAGAAAGGGAAGGCCCUGGAUCUGUCGAGCAAAGGCAAUAUUGAUUGUUGUACUACAACCUUAAAUGGAGAAAGUCGAGAUGGAUCUUCUGCAACAUUAGAAGAUCAGGGUAGAACAAUUGAAAAUACCAUCUCAGAGGAGAACGUUGACAACAGUUUGAGAAGUUCUGAUGGAAAUGAUGUUCUAAAAGUGUGUGAAAAGGUUGUUUCUUUUGAAACCAAUAACAUAACAGAAGGUGAUAUAGAAGUAGGUAUCAGUAGCAGUGUGGAAAAUAAAAUUGAAGAUCCAUUGUUACCUGAUACUGCAUGUAAGAAAGUUGAGACCGUACAUUAUGAAUUUCUAGUGAAGUGGGUUGGUAAGUCUCAUAUCCAUAAUAGUUGGAUUCCUGAAUCUCACCUGAAAGUUCUAGCAAAGCGAAAACUUGAAAAUUACAAGGCAAAAUAUGGCAUGGCUGUCAUUAAUAUAUGUGAGGAUCGAUGGAAGCAGCCCCAGCGAGUGAUCGCUCUUCGUUCUUGCAAAGAUGGUGGGCAUGAAGCAUUUACAAAAUGGAGUGGCCUUCCUUAUGAUGAAUGCACUUGGGAAAAUUUAGAUGAACCUGUUCUAAAAGAAUCUCCACAUCUGAUCCAGUGGUUCAAUGAGUUUGAGCAGCAAACAAUUGAAAAGGACUCUUCGAAGGAAACUUUACCUAGGAAAUAUGGCGAUUCACAGUUUGAAAUUGCUACUCUUACAGAGCAACCUAAGGAACUCCAAGGGGGUUCAUUGUUUCCUCAUCAACUUGAAGCACUCAACUGGUUGCGGAAGUGUUGGUACAAGUCAAAAAAUGUAAUACUUGCUGACGAGAUGGGUCUUGGGAAAACAGUAUCAGCUUGUGCUUUUAUUUCAUCAUUAUAUUUUGAGUUUAAAGCUAGACUCCCUUGCUUAGUUUUGGUCCCACUGUCCACAAUGCCUAACUGGCUUUCUGAAUUUGCUUUAUGGGCCCCAAAUUUGAAUGUUGUGGAAUACCAUGGGGGUGCAAAGGCCAGAGCAACUAUCCGUCAGUAUGAAUGGCACGCUAGCAAUCCAAGUCAGUCGAAUAAGAAAACCGACUCCUUUAAAUUUAAUGUUCUUUUAACUACAUAUGAAAUGGUUCUUGUCGAUUCUUCUUAUCUUCGUGGGGUUCCUUGGGAAGUACUUGUGGUAGAUGAGGGCCACCGUUUGAAGAAUUCUGGAAGUAAGCUUUUCAGCUUGCUCAAUACAUUUUCUUUCCAACAUCGUGUUCUGUUGACUGGCACACCUCUGCAGAACAACAUUGGUGAGAUGUAUAACUUGCUUAAUUUCUUGCAGCCGGCUUCAUUUCCUUCUUUAUCUUCAUUUGAGGAGAAGUUUAAUGACCUUACAACUGCUGAAAAGGUGGAAGAACUGAAAAAACUUGUUGCUCCACAUAUGCUUCGAAGGCUUAAAAAGGAUGCCAUGCAAAAUAUUCCUCCCAAAACUGAAAGAAUGGUUCCCGUUGAGCUAUCAUCCAUCCAAGCUGAAUAUUAUCGUGCAAUGCUGACAAAAAACUAUCAGAUACUAAGGAACAUUGGGAAGGGUGUUGCACAACAGUCAAUGCUGAAUAUCGUGAUGCAAUUGCGAAAGGUCUGUAAUCACCCAUACCUUAUUCCGGGCACCGAGCCUGAAUCUGGUACUGUAGAGUUCCUUCAUGAAAUGCGGAUAAAAGCUUCAGCUAAGUUAACGCUGUUGCAUUCAAUGCUCAAGAUUUUACAUAAGGAAGGUCAUAGGGUUCUACUAUUUUCCCAGAUGACUAAGCUUCUUGAUAUCCUCGAAGAUUACUUAACCAUAGAAUUUGGGCCGAAGACAUAUGAGAGAGUAGAUGGCUCUGUUUCAGUGGCAGAUCGUCAAGCUGCAAUUACACGCUUUAACCAAGAUAAGAGUCGAUUUGUUUUCCUAUUAUCAACACGCUCUUGCGGCCUUGGUAUUAAUUUGGCAACUGCUGACACCGUUAUUAUUUAUGAUUCUGAUUUUAAUCCACAUGCUGAUAUCCAAGCUAUGAAUCGGGCACAUCGAAUUGGUCAAUCAAACAGACUUUUGGUAUACCGGCUUGUAGUUCGUGCUAGUGUCGAAGAGCGCAUAUUGCAGCUUGCUAAGAAGAAAUUGAUGCUUGAUCAGCUUUUUGUAAACAAGUCAGGAUCUCAGAAGGAAGUAGAAGAUAUUUUAAAAUGGGGUACGGAGGAACUAUUUAGUGAUACAACCAUCACUAGUGGAAAGGACACGAAUGAAAAUGGUAAUAGCAAGGAUGAGGUGGUGACAGAUAUGGAGCAUAAACAUAAGAAGAGGACAGGUUCUCUAGGGGAUGUCUACAAGGAUAAAUGUACAGAUAGUGGCAAUAAGAUUGUUUGGGAUGAACAUGCAAUUUUGAGAUUGCUAGACCGUUCAAACCUUCAAUCUGACGCAACUGAGAUUGCCGAAGCUGAUACAGAGAAUGAUAUGCUCGGCUCAGUGAAGUCCGUCGAUUGGAAUGAUGAACCAGCAGCAGAAGAACAAGGAGCUGAAUCACCCACUGGUGUAAAUGAUGAUAUUUGUGCUCAAAAUUCAGAAAGGAAAGAAGAUAAUGCGUUGGCUGGUGCUGAAGAAAAUGAAUGGGACAGACUUCUACGGAUUAGGUGGGAGAAGUAUCAGAGUGAAGAGGAAGCAGUUCUUGGCCGUGGGAAACGCCUCCGUAAAGCUGUUUCUUACAGGGAAGCCUAUGCUCCACAUCCUAGUGAAAUAUUGAGUGAGAGUGGGGGUGAAGAAGAAAGAGAACCAGAGCCAGAGCCAGAGAGGGAAUAUACACCGGCAGGACGAGCUUUAAAAGAAAAAUUUUCUAGGCUACGAGCUAGACAAAAAGAACGGCUUGCUAAAAGAAACGCAUUGGAAGAAUCAUGCUCUCGUGAGGGAGUGACACUACAUGGGUCACUCCCUCACCCUCAGUGUCCUCUCACCAACGCAGCAGAUCCAGAUCAAGCAGCAGGAUUGUUAGAAACUAAUAAAGAGAGGCCUCCGGUAUUUGACUUGGAGGAUGAAAAACUUGUCCAGUCAGCAGAUGCUCCAAAGAGCCGGAUUGACUCAACCUUGAGGCUGGGAAGAAUUCCAAGGCAUAAAGUUAUCAGUCAAUUAGAUCUUGCAGUAGGUCCAUUAGGCUAUCCGUCUGCUGAUAACUGUGUUCCAAGCCAACAUUUUCAGGGCACCAAUCAUACAAACUCAGUCCCGAUGAACUUGUUGCCAGUUCUUGGACUUUGUGCUCCUAAUGCUAAUCAGCUCGAGACAUCGCGUAAAAACCUGUCAAGAUUGAAUGGUAAACAUAGCAGAACGGGACCUGGACCUGAUUUUCCAUUUAAAUUAUCUCCUUGCUCUGGAACUUUAACUGGCAGUGAUAUUGGUGGCGCCGAGGCUGUGCCAGACAAAGAACUGCCAGCUUCAUCAGCAGAACGCAUGCAUGGCCAUCUUUUAUUUGCUCAGGAAAAGAUGGCACCACCCAAUUUUCCCUUUGAUGAGAAAAUGCUGCCCAGAUAUCCAAUCCCAUCUAAGAACUUGCCGACUGCACGUCUCGACUUCUUAUCAAACCUAUCCCUGGAUAGCAGAGUUGAAGCUGUUAAUGGCUGUCUUCCAACUAUACCUUUGCUGCCCAAUUUAAAACUUCCUUACCUAGAUGUUAUGAGGGGCAAUCAACAAGAUGAGGAGGAAGCUCCCUCCUUGGGUUUGGGACGGAUGCUUCCUGCGUUUUCAACAUUUCCUGAGAAUCAUAAGAAAGUGCUUGAAAAUAUAAUGAUGAGGACUGGGUCUGGAUCUGCCAACUACUUCAGAAGAAAACCAAAAGGAGAUGGUUGGUCAGAAGAUGAACUUGAUUUUCUCUGGAUCGGUGUCCGAAGGCAUGGAAAGGGAAACUGGGAUGCCAUGCUUAAAGAUCCAAGACUGAAAUUCUCAAGGUACAAAACCUCAGAAGAUUUAUCAUCCAGGUGGGAGGAGGAGCAACUAAAGAUUUUGGAUGGGUCAGGUUGUCAGGUGCCAAAAUCAGCUAAGCAUAAAUCACAGAAAUCUUCUCUAUUUCCAAGUCUCCCUGAUGGGAUGAUGGCCCGGGCUUUGCAUGGAAGUAGACUAGUUACAGCACCAAAAUUUCAUACCCAUCUAACAGAUAUUAAACUGGGUCUUGGCGAUAUUGCUCCUAACCUUCCAAGAUUUGAAGCAGGUUUGCAAAAUGAGCAAUUUGCAACAAUUCCAACCUGGAACCAUGACAAGUAUCACUCAUAUUUUCCAGGAGAGUCUUCUACAGGAGCUUCUGAUCGACCAGGGAUUAACUCAACCAUGCCUAUCGAAAACCCAUUUAUGUUCAAUUCUUUGGGAACUACUCACUUGGGUUCUUUGGCUUUAAAUGGUUCUCGUACCUUUGAUACACGGGGAAAGGAGAAUGACGAACCAGAUCUCGAUAACUAUGGGAAGUUGCCGAUUUUUUUGGAUAGAUCCUUGAAACUAUUUCAUGAAUCACCUAACAAUUUGGAAAAUGGUGGUUCUGGACUGCAGCCUGAUCCAAGUAGUAGAGGGCUCAGUGUAGCAAAUUCGAAAGAAGAAGUAACGGACAGUAGUUCUUCAAAGGACAAACUACCUCAUUGGCUAAGAGAAGCUGUAAAUGUUUCUUCAAAACCUCCAGACCCUAACCUGCCUCCCACUGUGUCAGCAGUUGCACAAUCAGUUCGAUUGCUAUAUGGGGAAGACAAGUUCAUCACCAUUCCUCCAUUUGUGAACCCAGGUCCACCUCCCUCUUUACCCAAAGAUCCGAGACGGAGUCUGAAAAAAAAAAGAAAACGAAAAUCAGUUCUUUUCAGGCACACUCCAGCUGAUAUUGUAGGAAGUAGCCAGCAGGAGGAGCUUGAGGGUGGCCCGGUCCAGGCUGAUGAUACUGUUUCUUGCCCCAUCUCAUUGGUCUCGCCACUUGCCAUGCAUCCACAGCCACAGGAAAUGGCAGGAACUUCAAGGCUUCCAGUUUCGGAAUCUGACCUCGGCAUACCUGCUCUGAACUUAAACAUGAAUCCACCAUCGUCAUCUCUGCACACGAACCCACAGAAGAAAACUAGCAUGGGAUUGUCGCCAUCGCCAGAAGUUCUUCAGUUAGUUGCAUCUUGCGUCACUCCCGGUUCACAUAUGUCAUCUAUAUCAGGGAAGUUGAACUCAAGUCUCCUUGAGAAUAAGCUUCCACUAUCAACUUCCCAUGAUUCUGAAGACCUCUUGGGUUCUAAAAGUUCUUCAGGAAAAAGUAAAAAACAGAGGUUAUCAUUCAGUUCAUUAGAUUUAUACCAUCAAGACAAACCCAAUUCCCCCGAAAGUGACGACUCGAGUAAGACACAAUCAGACCCCUCAAGGAGCAAAAGACCUGAUGGGGAAGAAAUAUCGUCUGAAGGGACGGUCUCAGAUCGUCAUGCAAGUGACCAAGAAUUGUAGUUGUAAUAAGAACCUGUAACAGUAUAGUCAUUUUUUAGUGCUGCGCGAGGCUGUAUGUCAAUGUGCUUGAAUUUUUGUAGGCAUUCCCCAAUGAGUUAAAUGCAUUGGUAAAUGGUAGGCUUAUCAUUAUCAUAUCUUUAUGUAAAGCUUUUUUCAAGAGAAAUGUCAAAUAUAGUUCUCUCUUUUGGUA
Momordica charantia (bitter melon) is the source of this 8538-nucleotide messenger RNA. It is a transcript of the gene CHR4, whose product is annotated as chromatin remodeling 4. Gene Ontology annotation, molecular function: histone binding; chromatin binding; ATP-dependent chromatin remodeler activity. The record is from RefSeq and is a predicted model, not a curated record. Gene Ontology annotation, cellular component: nucleus; chromatin. Gene Ontology annotation, biological process: chromatin remodeling. Lineage: Eukaryota; Viridiplantae; Streptophyta; Magnoliopsida; Cucurbitales; Cucurbitaceae.